UAUAAUCGUGUGAUUUAAAAUUCGCGGAAGCCUGCCAAGUACAUACACUCACCAGACUGUGGCGCUAAUAUCGCAGCCGGCGGCCAGCGGCCAUUUUCUCCUAUCAACUCACGAACGCCACACGAGAAGAAAAUUGAUUAUUCCAACCCUAAAGUCACGAUUUAUUACAUAGCGUAUACUUAAACAUGACAACAAUACAAUUUUUUAAUCGAUUGGGUCAGUUGGGUCUAGGCAUAGCUCUGGCAGGUGGUGUCGUCAACUCUGCGCUAUACAAUGUUGAUGGUGGCCAUCGUGCAGUUAUAUUUGAUAGAUUUGCUGGUAUAAAAAAUGCUGUGAUAGGAGAAGGAACACACUUUUUUAUUCCUUGGGUACAAAAGCCGAUUAUUUUCGACAUCCGUUCACGACCAAGGAAUGUUCCAGUCAUUACUGGAAGCAAGGAUCUGCAGAAUGUAAAUAUCACUCUUCGUAUUCUCUUCAGACCAGUACCAGACUCUUUGCCUAAGAUAUAUACAAUCCUUGGUGUGGAUUAUGAUGAGAGAGUAUUGCCAUCUAUUACCACAGAAGUAUUAAAAGCUGUUGUCGCACAAUUUGAUGCUGGUGAAUUAAUUACGCAAAGAGAACUCGUGUCUCAAAAAGUUAGCGAUGAUUUAACAGACAGAGCUUCACAAUUUGGCCUUAUCCUGGAUGAUAUUUCCAUUACACAUUUAACAUUCGGUAAAGAGUUUACCCAGGCAGUAGAAUUGAAGCAAGUGGCGCAACAGGACGCAGAGAAGGCUCGUUUCUUGGUAGAAAAGGCUGAACAACAGAAAAAGGCAGCUGUUAUUAGUGCUGAGGGUGAUGCACAGGCUGCAAGCUUAUUAGCAAAAUCUCUGGCCGAGGCUGGAGAUGGUCUGGUUGAACUUAGAAGAAUUGAAGCAGCGGAAGAUAUUGCCUUCAAUAUGUCCAAAUCUCGUCAAGUGUCAUAUUUGCCAACAGGUCUAAAUGUGCUGCUCAAUUUAUCACAGUAAAAUAAAUUGGUACAUGAAUUGUGCAUUUA
This is a messenger RNA of Camponotus floridanus (Florida carpenter ant), 1036 nucleotides long. It is a transcript of the gene Phb1, whose product is annotated as protein l(2)37Cc. NCBI's taxonomy places the organism in Eukaryota, Metazoa, Arthropoda, Insecta, Hymenoptera, Formicidae. Gene Ontology annotation, biological process: mitochondrion organization. Bases 186 to 1007 code for a protein of 273 amino acids. Gene Ontology annotation, cellular component: membrane; mitochondrion. The transcript has 4 exons. The record is from RefSeq and is a predicted model, not a curated record.